Carassius auratus (goldfish) is the source of this 1458-nucleotide messenger RNA. Its product is annotated as Rieske domain-containing protein. NCBI's taxonomy places the organism in Eukaryota, Metazoa, Chordata, Actinopteri, Cypriniformes, Cyprinidae. The record is from RefSeq and is a predicted model, not a curated record. The coding region runs from base 544 to 930 and encodes 128 amino acids. The transcript is spliced from 3 exons. Gene Ontology annotation, molecular function: 2 iron, 2 sulfur cluster binding.
AUACAGACAAAGACGAGUGACACAUAUUUGAUUUAAGACUAGAUGAUUGCGUAACACAAAGGUGGACAUCCUAGCUUUGUGAAAACAGCAAGGACGCCAUUGUGAAAUAGCUUGAUCUGUUUUUCUUCUUUUUUUUUUUUGUUCUCUGCUGUAAUCACUGAGGGCUUUAUUCUUUGAUUUUGAGUUAUGUUUAUUGUAAUAAACCAGUCAUUGUUGGCCUAUCCUCAAUAUUUUAAGUACUACCAGAACCUUGUAAGCACCUUAUUUUUUAUAAUCAGUCUGCAUGAUCUCAACACACCUUUUCCUAGUUACACUGCUCAGUUCAAACGUUUAAAAUCAAAAGUGAUUGUCAAUAUUUGCAUAGAAAUGUCUACAAAUUGUGAUAAGGUCAUUUUGGGGACCCCCCUUCGGCGACAAAGUGCAGUACAGCCUCCAUGAAGCGACAAACCAGUGAGAGCAGCGACUGUCAGUGAGGCGAAAUUGAUCGCGUUUAGAUAAAACAAGAAAUACAGCACAUUAAAUGCCCUGCUUUAACCCACCUCUAUGACUUCUCCAGAAGAUGAGAGUGUUCCCUGGAGGCUAAUAGGCCCUGUGUCGGAGCUGUCCAAGAAACAAUGCCGACUGAUCUAUUCGUCUGAGGGACGCGACGCGGAUGUUUGCCUGUUUCAGGUGAACGGGGAAUUCUUCGCGAUGGACGCUCGCUGCGCUCAUUCGGGAGGUCCGCUGUGUGAUGGAGAUAUCGAGGAGGCCGAUGGUGUUCUUCAGGUUUUCUGUCCUUGGCAUGACUAUGACUUCAAUCUCAAAACGGGGAAAUCAAGCACAGGUUUACAGCAACAAGUUUUUGAAGUGAAAUUGGAGGAUGGCAAUGUAUACGUCAAGCACGCAAGUGAGCUCUCGUUACAACCUUUUGGCCAGGUCAAGGAAAACUGAACUUGUUGGUUACGGCAAUGUUUUGUUCCCUCAAACUAAAACAUCUGCUUGGAUCUCGUAAUAUUUGAAAAAGAUGCAGAAUUUUAGUUGAAUAAACUUUCCCGUUCCCAGUGGAGCAGCUGUUAACAUUUGUGACAAUUUGUAUAUAUACACUACGAAUCAAAGAUAAAUUGUUCUUUAAUGUUGUAAGCAAAUUACUUCCAAUGAACAUUGUUUUCUGACAUUUUAAUUAUAUAUUUUAUGUUUUAUUUCAAUUGUGAAUUUCUUAAAAUGUAAGUUUGCAAAAUGUAUAUGCAAGAUUGAUUGAACUCAGGGAAAAUGGGGUUACAGAUUUAGUUAGCUGUACAUUUCAGCGGUUUAAUUAGAUGUAGUUUGAGAUUCAGAAUUGUUAGCACUCCAGAGAUGUUAAUGUGUUUCUCUCUAGGGCCAUAACAAAUGUUUGAGGUUGUAACUUUCCAUAAUUAUACUUUCUGAGAUCCAGCCCUCUUGAGUGUCAGGUAGACUUUUACCACUGGGGGAAAAAAAUGA